Agrilus planipennis (emerald ash borer) is the source of this 2027-nucleotide messenger RNA. Its product is annotated as calmodulin. The record is from RefSeq and is a predicted model, not a curated record. Bases 134 to 583 code for a protein of 149 amino acids. The transcript has 4 exons. Gene Ontology annotation, molecular function: enzyme regulator activity; calcium ion binding. Lineage: Eukaryota; Metazoa; Arthropoda; Insecta; Coleoptera; Buprestidae.
ACCGUCGAACAACAAAAACGACGGCAGUUGGCUGGUGUAUUCGUUCGCGACCUGUCAGUUGUUCGUGGUGCCAACGAUUGUUGUGUUUAGUGCAUCGUUUUGCUCUUAGUGUUUUUAAUCUUAAAAUAUCAAAAUGGCCGACCAACUCACGGAAGAACAGAUUGCAGAAUUCAAAGAGGCCUUCUCACUGUUUGAUAAAGACGGAGACGGUACAAUCACAACUAAAGAAUUAGGAACUGUAAUGAGAUCGUUAGGUCAAAAUCCCACAGAGGCAGAAUUACAAGACAUGAUAAACGAAGUAGAUGCUGAUGGCAACGGUACCAUAGACUUCCCUGAAUUCCUCACGAUGAUGGCGCGCAAAAUGAAGGACACGGAUAGUGAGGAAGAGAUUCGCGAGGCAUUCCGAGUGUUUGACAAAGACGGCAACGGUUUCAUUUCAGCGGCAGAACUCCGUCACGUCAUGACGAACCUCGGGGAGAAAUUGACGGACGAAGAGGUCGAUGAAAUGAUCCGCGAAGCCGAUAUUGACGGCGAUGGCCAAGUAAACUACGAAGAAUUCGUCACCAUGAUGACAUCAAAAUGAAGAGUAUGCAGCAUGUAUUCUUCUAACAAUAUACUACUACAACCUGUUUUCAGCCUGGCCCACCAUCAUAACUACUAUUAUUACUACAACAACAGCAACAGCAUAAACAAUCAUCGUUGUCGUUAAAAUUAAAAAAAAAAAAUAAUUACGACAUUUUCGUCGGGCUCUUUAAAAAGUGAUUAAUUAAUAAAACUUGAUCGUUGUUUAAACAAAAAUAAUAAUUAUAAUACACAAUUCUUUAUUAUGGCAAGACAAAAAAUUUAAUCGAUAACAAAACACUAUUCCCUACUGUUUUAAAAAUUAUAAAAAGUAAUAUCAGCAGCAUAUGUUUAAAAAUAUGAUAAUAAUAAAAAAUUCCUUACAAGUAAACUUUAAUAUGAUUGUGUAAAUUUUUGUAAAAUAUUACUACUACUGUUUCAUUUUUGAGUCGUUAGUGUAGAAAAAUACGAUAAGUGGUUAAACACCAAAAAGCGUUUCCUUUAUCUCCUGUUUGUUCUUAUUGCCCUUUUUAAUGUAUAUCCCUUCCAUCUCUCCUUGUCCCACCAUCGCUGCUGUUAUCAUUUUAAACCUCUUAUUUUCAUCUAAUUGCCAAUUGUUUAGUAGUCACUACCUGUUGCUACUAACUGCGCACUUUUCUGUGCUACAGCAAAAACUACAAUUUUUCGUGCUAUAUGAUUUAAUACAUUACAAAACAUAAUUAAAAAUUACGUGUAGUUAACAAUAGCGUCUAGGAGUUUAUGGUCGAUGAGAAGUCGUAUGUGCAGUUCGUCAUCACGGAUUUUGCAGCAGCAAAGAAACUCUAGUUCGUUUUCUUUCUCACAAAGUAUGAAAUUUGGCGCGCGUCAUUUUUUAGUUUGUACUUUCAUUCUAUUAUUCUAGUUUAAGGCAAAGUUGUACUUAUUGUUGUUUCGUUUAUUGUUGGCAAUUGAGAAACCAUUGUCCCUGUUUCCCGAAUGUCAGAGAUUCGAAAGGAAAGAAUGUAGCUAGUGUGUAUGGGUUUCAUACUUUGUGAAAGCGAAACAUUGGAUACAGAGCAACAUCAACAGCAUAAGGAAUUACAUGUGACAGUGUCUUUUGUGUAUGCAAUAGUUUCUUGAUUUUUAACAUUCAAAAAACAAAUUUAUCUACGAUUUUCACUUUAAAUUGUUACAUAUUUCCACUUUGUUCCGUUGCUGGUUAAGUGUUACGGGACGUAUUGCUUGUUGAGUAAACUUUGUUUUUCGGUUGGUUGGUAGGUUCGUUAGCAAGUGAUAUGGAGUUUCUGAAAUUGCCUCGAUCAAAGGAGAACGCUAAUUAUUCUUGGUAGACACGAAAUUUUCUAUGUUCAUUCUUCUCCCACUAUAAUUAUUUAUUGUUACUAUAAUUAUUUUUUACCUUUAAGAAACUGUCGGUUACUGUGAAAUAAUUAGAUGUUUAAAUUUUAAAUAAAUGUGACUGGAUUAUA